UGGUCAGAGGACACAACAGAGACAACAGUUUCAAACUCAUGGCCCGAACGAAGCAGACUGCGCGCAAGUCGACGGGUGGCAAGGCGCCGCGCAAGCAGCUGGCCACCAAGGUGGCUCGCAAGAGCACACCAGCCACUGGCGGGGUGAAGAAGCCGCACCGCUACCGACCUGGAACAGUGGCGCUUCGCGAGAUCCGCCGCUACCAGAAGUCCACUGAGCUGCUAAUCCGCAAGCUGCCCUUCCAGCGGCUGGUGCGCGAGAUCGCUCAGGACUUUAAGACCGACCUGCGCUUCCAGAGCUCGGCCGUGAUGGCGCUGCAGGAGGCGUGCGAGUCUUACCUGGUUGGGCUAUUCGAGGACACCAACUUGUGUGCCAUCCACGCCAAACGGGUCACCAUCAUGCCCAAGGACAUCCAGCUGGCACGCCGCAUCCGCGGGGAGCGGGCCUAGGAGGGCCAUCUCGCCACCUGAGAGGUUGCCCAACGUUCACCCCAAAGGCUCUUUUAAGAGCCACCCACCUGCUCGGAAGAGUUGCUGUAGCAAGCCAGGCUCUUGGGUUUUG
Piliocolobus tephrosceles (Ugandan red Colobus) is the source of this 561-nucleotide messenger RNA. RefSeq names its product H3.4 histone, cluster member (gene H3-4). Gene Ontology annotation, molecular function: structural constituent of chromatin; DNA binding; protein heterodimerization activity. The coding region runs from base 39 to 449 and encodes 136 amino acids. The record is from RefSeq and is a predicted model, not a curated record. The transcript has a single exon. Gene Ontology annotation, cellular component: nucleosome. Lineage: Eukaryota; Metazoa; Chordata; Mammalia; Primates; Cercopithecidae.